GCAACCCAGCAAAUGGAGCUCCCAGAUCCCACAAUCGAACCCUGCACUGACCACAGAUGACAGACCCUCUGUGUCAGGCACAAGGCGUAACCUACCAUCACCACCACACAUCUGUCUCCUCUAACCCCAAAUGCCAGGUCUUCCGAUUUCUGAGGCUGGGUCUAGCGGAGCCACCCUGCCCAGGCUCCACCGAGUGAAGGCAUUCCUCCACCAAAACUCAAAGAGACUGCGGAGAAGCUUCAUGAAUUUUUCACAAGAUUUGUCUAAUAGUGGCUGAGCAGAGCUGAGAAAGCCACAGUCAAGUGCCUGUGCCAGCAGCUUGCGAAGAGUUAACCCAUUAGGCCACAUCCUGGUGAGCUCAUCCUGGCUGGGGACUGCCUGCUCCCUUGCUGGGAUUCGCAGCACAUUGACUUCUGGAUGUGGCCGGGGCACCUUUCUCCGGCUGGGAUGAAGGACUUGAGCAGAAACUCAUCACUGGCUUCUGCCCUGGAUGAACACCGAGCAAGUCCCAGGAACUCUGUCAUCCUCUGGGACACUAAGGACACUUCAGCACAAAAACCCUGUAUUACCCCCUGAGAGCCAGGCUGGCGGCAGAUGCUGACUGUACAAAGGGCAAGUGAAGAUUCCUUCAGCCUCAUCCUUGAUUCUGUCUCCAGGCCUCUGGUCCUGAGCAUCCAUGACAAUGGAGGAGCUCCCCAAGGUCCUGGAAGUCGAUGAGAGUUCCCCAGAAUCCAAGGACCUGCUGCCCAGCCAGACUGCCAGCUCUCUGUGCAUCAGCUCCAGAAGUGAGUCCGUCUGGACCACCACCCCCAAGAGCAACUGGGAGAUCUAUCGCAAGCCCAUUGUCAUCAUGUCUGUGGGCAGCGCCAUCCUGCUGUUUGGUGUGGUCAUCACCUGCUUGGCCUAUCUCCUAAAUAUGAAUGCAAAGACCACUGCAGUCCUUAAGAUGACAGGGCCCGCUUUCCUGUCUUUGGGACUGAUGACAGUCGUGUGUGGGCUGGUGUGGGUGCCCAUCAUCAAAAAGAAGCAGAAGCAGAGGCAGAAGUCAAAUUUCUUUCAGAGCCUCAAGUUCUUCCUCCUGAAUCGCUGAUGGUGGCUUGACCAGGAGGAGAUAUGAUGACCAACAUCUAACAUCUCCACCUCGUCCAUGAGGUGCCACAAAACUAAUGCAAGCAAACUCUUUUCUCGGCCCACGUACCCUGGGAGUGUUGUGGUCUGAAUCUCACUUGGUUUCUGUUCCACUGAGGGUUCCCUUAGAUCCUUCUGUUGCUCUCAUCCUGUGCUCCUAAGUCCAGUCGCCAUUCAUAGAACUGUCAGCCAAGUUCAGCGGAUUCUAAGAAACUCCUUGAGGGUGGACUAUUCUCCAAGGAGAACCUCAUGUGUGUACACCUGAGUGUCUGGAAUGGAUGCCACAUUUACAUCCUUUUGAAACCAAAAUGGACAAGUGGAGGUUCUUUAUGGGGAGGGAAGGCUGAGCUCUCACUCAAUAGGUUGGACAGCCCCAGCUCCCUGAGCCAGUGAGAUAUUGACUUACAUUUCAAGAGACCACAGUAUCAGAAGUAUCAAAAUUUACAAGUGUCAAACAUUCCAAAAACUGAACAAUGAAGGGAGGUUGGGGAAAGCACUGUCCAAGAUGGCACAUCUCCCUCGACAUGGCCUUGGGAGUCACCCAGCAGAGGAAGCUUCAUUCUAGAUUAUGUAGUAUUUAUAGCAGAAGCAAUGGUAGGCUGGACAACAGGGGUUCAUGCUUUCCCUUUGACCUACAAACCCCCUUCUCACGAACUGCUUUUAUCUUGGCAAUUAGCGAAGGAUAAACACAUGCAGGUCCCAACUUCCUCUUUUCCCUAACUCUACCCGUAGUCCUAGAGCAGCGAGAUGGAAAGCUACGAAUGGAUUCUGUAUGAUUAUUUUCCCCUUCAUUUACAUCAACACCCAAACUGAAAAAAUCAACUCCCAUAAUCAAAAGGUCUGUAGGUUUCUAAUAACUGGAUUCUUUUUUAAAAUUCUUCUGCUACUCCUGCCCUUGCCCACCAACAAGCAAAUUUUUUUUUCACUGAGUUUAUUGGUACUUUUUAAGUGCACAGUACAGUUACAUUCAU
Molecule: messenger RNA, 2099 nt
Organism: Fukomys damarensis (Damara mole-rat)
Lineage: Eukaryota; Metazoa; Chordata; Mammalia; Rodentia; Bathyergidae
Gene: Pirt
Product: phosphoinositide interacting regulator of transient receptor potential channels
Exons: 2
Coding region: 677-1090 (137 amino acids)
Biological process (GO): phosphatidylinositol-mediated signaling; positive regulation of cation channel activity
Molecular function (GO): transmembrane transporter binding; phosphatidylinositol bisphosphate binding
Source: RefSeq, a predicted model, not a curated record